Saccharomycodes ludwigii is the source of this 936-nucleotide messenger RNA. It is a transcript of the gene VPS71, whose product is annotated as Vps71p. The transcript has a single exon. The record is from RefSeq and is a predicted model, not a curated record. NCBI's taxonomy places the organism in Eukaryota, Fungi, Ascomycota, Saccharomycetes, Saccharomycodales, Saccharomycodaceae. The coding region runs from base 1 to 936 and encodes 311 amino acids.
AUGAUAGAAGAAAUCAAUAAAAAGACCUAUGAUCCUAAUCUAUAUUUUUCAAGCUUAGAAUCAUCUAACUACGGAAGGGUUUCCAAAAGACACAGUAACGAUAAAAAUAAUGAACAAAAGAACAGUAGACAAGCUAAAAGAAUUAAUUAUUCCUUGGCUGGUAUGGAAGCACAAAUAUACAACAAACGUAAUAAUGAAACUGACAACGAUUCUUACGACGAUGUUGAAAAUCAAGCUACAGAGGCUAAAAACAAUUCUUAUAAUUUACAGAAUGUUUUAAGUUCAAAUAGAAGAUUUUUAGAGUUGGACACCGAAAACUAUAGCGAUAUCAAAUAUGUACCACAAUUAUUAAGUGCGUUAACUGGGUUGAGUAGAGAUCAAAUAGAUAAUAAAACGAGUUUGACAUUAGGCAAUGGUAGAGACGGUACUACUAUUCAUAAUAGUAACUUCACAAUCCUAAACAGUAAUAGUAAUGAAAGAGGUGGAAUUAGUGAAUCCAAGAGAUUAAUAGCUAAAAAAUAUGAUAUACCGAAGAACUUACACCUUCUAUAUAAUUGUACAAAACCAUCAACACUGUUUUUAACAAACACUACCAAAAGUGAUACACUUUCCGUGAACGUUGACAAUAAUAGGAAAAAGAGGAAAAAUACAAGGGGCCCUGGCAUUAAUAAUAGUAAAAGCAGUCCUUCUUUAAAGAGAAUAUUGAUUUCAAAGAGAACUUUAUAUUCGUACUUAGAUGGAUUAGACCGGCUCAAUUUUAAAAUCAUUUGUUCAAAUGUUUAUAACAAAAAAUACUUUAAAGUGCUAAGCUUAAUGCAUAUUUGCUCAAUAUGUGGAGAUAACAAUAAUUUAAGUCAGUGUAAGCUCUGUCAAACCAAAAUUUGUAGCAAGUUGAAAUGUUAUGAGUUACAUAUGGAAACCAGAUGUGGUCGGUAA